Messenger RNA from Debaryomyces tyrocola, 745 nucleotides. The record is from the annotation of a GenBank genome assembly. Lineage: Eukaryota; Fungi; Ascomycota; Pichiomycetes; Serinales; Debaryomycetaceae.
AUGAAUUUAGACGCUUUAAAUGGACUGGAUCUAAAUGGAGCCUUCAAGAUUGCCAAUUUGGCAGUGGCAGGUUUAUCAGUACGUAAACCGUGAUUGUAUUGCAAUUAGACAUCAAUAUACUAACAGAAUCUAGGUUUUAUCGGGCCUUUCUCAAUUAUUCAGUGGAAUGUAAGUAAUUUAUCAGAAAUCGAGAUCAAUGGGGUUUAUUUCCAUUGCUUUCAUGUGGAUACCCGUUUGCGGACGAUUUUAGCAAUUGACACGGAUCAGCUACUAACUAUAUAGACAAUCGGUAUGUACUCUUUUCAGGUAAAUGGAAUUAUGUAGGUAUUAACAGUUUUAGUUUGUUCUUGGAAUUUAUAUAAUCGCAUUUGGCGGUAUAAUUGGUCUUCUUGGUAUGUAUAAUCUUACGAUCGUUGUUGGAUGUUAACUAACUGUUUCUAGAAUUUAGGGUUCCGGCCGAGGCUUAUGCCUAUGCAUCAUUUUUGUUUUCGUUUAUUGGUAGGGGUAUCUGUAUGUAUUUAUUAGCGAUGGUGGUUUGGGAUGCAUGUACUAACAGUUUAUAGUCUACACAUUAAUUGGUGCAAGUAUCAAUGGUGGUAGUGCUUUCAGAAUUAUAGCCGGUCUCUUAAUUUUCGUCGUCGGAUUGGUCUAUAUCGGCUUAGAAGCUAUUCCUAGCAUUUCUCCUCCGGAAAACAUGAAUCCUGAAGGUAUUGCUAUUGGUAUCAAUGAUGAAGAUAUAAUUUAG